UUUCCCUAGAAGUAACAAAAUGGGUCGUCGUCCUGCUCGUUGCUACCGUUACUGCAAGAACAAGCCUUACAUUAAGUCUCGUUUCUGCCGUGGAGUGCCUGAUGCCAAGAUUCGUAUUUUCGAUAUUGGUGACAAGUCUGCUUCCGUGGACACCUAUCCUUUCGUCUGCCACAUGCUCUCUGACGAGCGUGAGCAGCUGUCCUCUGAGGCUCUGGAAGCCGCUCGUAUUGCUGCCAACAAGUACUUGGUGAAGUACGGAGGCAAGGAUACCUUCCACAUGCGUGUGCGUGCUCAUCCUUACCACGUCACUCGUAUCAACAAGAUGCUUUCCUGCGCCGGUGCCGAUCGUCUGCAGACCGGUAUGCGUCACGCUUUCGGUAAGCCCAACGGUCUGGUCGCUCGCGUGCGCAUUGGCCAGCCUCUGAUCUCCAUCCGUACCAAGGAUGACAAGAAGGAGGUCGCCAUCGAGGCUCUGCGUCGUGCCAAGAUGAAGUUCCCCGGCCGCCAAAAGAUCGUGGUGUCGAAGAAGUGGGGAUUCACCAAGUGGACGCGCGAGGAGUACGCUGAGAUGAGACAGAGCGGAAAGCUGCUGGCCACUGGAAACAUCGCUUUCUAUGUGUCCGAUCACGGAAAGCUGUAAGGAGGUGAGGACCAGGGA
Messenger RNA from Blastocystis hominis, 658 nucleotides. RefSeq names its product Ribosomal protein L10e. The transcript has 3 exons. Gene Ontology annotation, cellular component: cytosolic large ribosomal subunit; ribosome. The record is from RefSeq and is a predicted model, not a curated record. Gene Ontology annotation, molecular function: structural constituent of ribosome. The coding region runs from base 20 to 640 and encodes 206 amino acids. Lineage: Eukaryota; Bigyra; Opalinata; Blastocystidae. Gene Ontology annotation, biological process: ribosomal large subunit assembly; translation.